AUGUCCACCACGAUGAGAUUACCAGGCCACCUAUCCAAGGGCAUCUCCAUGGCGGCGACCCAUGACCAACUGCCGUCGUCCCGACAUAGCCUCGUGGGCAGGAACCCCUAUUGGCUCCCCCUCGAGGCACCACGCUGCCGCCACCGCAAGCAACCCAUGGAAGCGGGGCCGGCGGCCAAGCGGAGCAGGUCGGAGCACCACCACGGCGCCGGCGACGCGCCGUCCUUCAAGAUGGAGGACCUGCCCGUGGAUGUUCAAGCUGUUAUAAUGUCGCUUCUGCCACUGAAAAUGGCUGUGAGGACAAGCAUUGUUUCAAAAAAUUGGAGAAUGCUCUGGACAUUCUGCUGUAAUUUAUCUUUUAAAGGCCCACGUUAUCUGUGUGAGAAUGAUACCAAAAUACAACAAGCGAAAUGCAUUGAGACAGUAAAUUGUGUUAUUCAGCAGCAUAGUCAGAUAGGGAUCAAUAAGUUCAGCAUCAAAUGUGGCCUGUUCGAGGAGGACUCUGUUCAUCUCGGCAGGUGGAUUCGGUUUGCCGCCUCAUCGAAGGCAAAGAUAAUACAUCUUGAUCUGAGGUUCAAGGAUGUGUUUGAAGAAGUAAACCACUUGCAUCUUGAGGCCUUAUUAGAUGCUCAAGGUAGCUCAUUUGUACGGUCCUUGUUUCUUGGAGGUGUUGUUAUAAAGCCACACUCAGCAAUAUGUGGCUUUACAAUACUCAGAAGGCUUGUUCUGCAAUCAGUCACGAUAUCCGGAGACUUUACAGGCUUUUUGGCAAAUUGUGCAGCACUUGAGGACCUAGAGAUGAUCGAGUGCUCCGGUUUAACUGAUUUAAUCAUACCACAGCAACUUGAUAAACUCCAGCAUUUGCUAAUUGAUGGAACGGAAGUGGAGAUGGUCGAGUUUUAUGCUGCAGAUCUUUCUCAUUUUGAGUACAAAGGGCAAGUGGUCCCCAUAGUGCAUCAUGGUUGCUCAAAAUUAGAGAAGGCAACAAUAAUGUUUAGUGGCAAGAAAGGACUGGCCAAGGCAUUCACUGCAGUUCCAAGCAUUUUGCCAGUGAAGAUAUUAAAUGUGCAAUCUGUUGCUCUAUCAAAAUAUUCACAGUUGCAGAAACUGCCAACAAGACCUGACGGAAUGUUUAUGCAUUUGAGGCACAUGACUUGUAGAAUAAUUGUCCAUUCAAGACCACAAGAAGCCAAUUACGACAUUGAAGUUCUUCAAAUGGCCUAUUGUUUGGAUGCUGCACCCCAACUGGAGACAUUGCAAUUGAAUAUGUUCUAUAUGUCAUCCAGUGGUGUGUGCAGUGCUGAGGUGGUGGGUAUGCGCCGGCAUGAUCAUCUCAAGACGGUCUUCAUGAGUGGAUUUCGCUGUUACAAGGCUCAGAUUAAGCUGGCGUGUUGUAUCUUGGAAAAUGCUUCUGUUCUUGAGAAACUGACAAUAGAACCAAGGAUCACAGGCGUAAGAUAUCUGGAUGAUAAUACCGACCUGCACAAAAUUUUACCGGGGGUCUGUGAGUGGGCGCAACUUACCUCCGAGCGUUUCGAUAAGCAAUGGAUGCUUCUUCGGCCCAGCAAGACGAAGGAUCUCUUCAGCACCACCACUAGCGAGUGCCGUCAUCGCCUCUGGAUUAUUAGGAGUAGAUCUUUGUGGGAUGCUAUCUUGCUCAAGUUUCUGUAA
Molecule: messenger RNA, 1671 nt
Organism: Triticum turgidum subsp. durum (durum wheat)
Lineage: Eukaryota; Viridiplantae; Streptophyta; Magnoliopsida; Poales; Poaceae
Source: the annotation of a GenBank genome assembly